Messenger RNA from Lodderomyces pseudojiufengensis, 669 nucleotides. It is a transcript of the gene PNC1, whose product is annotated as nicotinamidase. The transcript has a single exon. The record is from RefSeq and is a predicted model, not a curated record. Bases 1 to 669 code for a protein of 222 amino acids. Lineage: Eukaryota; Fungi; Ascomycota; Pichiomycetes; Serinales; Debaryomycetaceae.
AUGGUCAAUAGAGCACUAUUAGUAAUUGAUUUACAAGAAGAUUUUUUACCACCAAAUGGAUCAUUAGCUAUAACAAAUGGAAGAUCUAUAGUUAACCCAAUAACUCAAUUAAUUCAAGAACCCCUAGUUCAGAAUUGGUCAUUAGUUGUUGCAACUCAAGAUUGGCAUCCAAUAAAUCAUACAUCAUUUGCAUCACAACAUAAUGUUAAACCUUUCACUGAAUUAGAAUUCAAACAUCCUGAAACUAAAGAAAUUAAAAAACAAUUUGUUUGGCCUGAUCAUUGUGUUCAAGAAACAUUUGGAGCUACUAUUGAAAAUACAUUUUUAGAAGUAUAUGAGAAAUUAAAAAUCCCCAAAGCAAUAGUUAAAAAGGGUUAUUUACAAGAUAGAGAAUAUUAUUCAUGUUUUCAAGAUUCUUGGGGUUUACAUCAUACAGAAAUUGAAAAAUUAUUAAAAGAUAAUAAAAUUGAUGAAGUAGUGGUAGUUGGAUUAGCUUAUGAUUAUUGUGUAUUAAAUUCAGCUAUAGAUAGUGCUAAAUCUUUCAAGACUAUAGUUGUAAAGAAUUUAUCUGAAAGUGUUUCACCAGAAUCUGAUUCAAAAACUGAUGAGAUUUACAAAAAAAAUGGAGUAAUUUUAGUCAAUGAUAUACUGGAUAUAUUACAAACCUAA